Messenger RNA from Patiria miniata (bat star), 2622 nucleotides. Its product is annotated as adhesion G protein-coupled receptor L3-like. Gene Ontology annotation, molecular function: G protein-coupled receptor activity. NCBI's taxonomy places the organism in Eukaryota, Metazoa, Echinodermata, Asteroidea, Valvatida, Asterinidae. Gene Ontology annotation, cellular component: membrane. The record is from RefSeq and is a predicted model, not a curated record. Bases 89 to 2416 code for a protein of 775 amino acids. Gene Ontology annotation, biological process: cell surface receptor signaling pathway; adenylate cyclase-activating G protein-coupled receptor signaling pathway. The transcript is spliced from 20 exons.
CCAAUAGGCCUGGAUGUUGUUGAUAUCUCAUUUUUGGAGUGGAUUUAUACGAUGUGAAUCAUGAUAUCUAUGGAGUGGAUUUAACUGUAUGUUUGUUUGGCAUUUGAUUUUCACAGAUGCGCAUGACUCUUCUCAAGCCAGUGUGGUUUUAUUCCAAGUUCUCCUGGAAGCAACCUGUCAAACGACGUGCCCCGCCGAGCAACUAAGCGUCCUGGCCUGGCCCGAGUCCGACUCCGGACGGAAUGUCUCCGUACAGUGCGCCCCUGGCGAGCCAGGUACGGCGGUGCGACUAUGCGGAGCCGACAAUGCGUGGGGACCAGUUGACUACACUGGUUGCUCUCUCCAGUCCCUCGUGGAUCUCUAUGCCAAGGUUUCAAAUGCCAGUAACACCGUCACCGGGGAUCUAGCGACAUCGGUCAGCGAGUUAGCCACGGGCACCAUGCCAGCAAGCAUCGCGUACUCCGGGCAGCUAGCGCUGGCCACAAACAUCAUACUGGAGGUUUUUACCAAGAAGGACCUUACUGGGCUUACGGUAGAUGCAGCGGAUACCUACAUACAGAAUAUGUUGGCCUCAGUUGACAAUCUACUGGAUUCUGGGAGCUUUGCAGCCUCGUGGACAAACAUUCACCAGUACAAAGAUGCCGACUUGUUCUUGAGGUUCAUGGAGGAUUUUGAAAACUACGGGGACGUGAUAACCUCCUACCUGGACGACAGGGGACACGCCCCUCUGACCUUGAAAUCCACCACUAACUACCAGUCAAUCUAUGAGGUGGUGACAGGCGGUCAGGAGCUAGUUCAUGAAUUUAGCGACUACUCCACUAAAGUUACCAUUCCAGGGACGGUACUCGCAAAACAAGUAGGUUCCACGAGGAAUACCAGUGUUGCAACUGUGGUCUUCGCCUCAACAAUUGUGAGCCUGUUUCCUUCACAGUCGCAAAAUUCCAAGAUCCACAUUGACACCCAGAACAUCAGUUCGGUUCUGGUUUCCUGCAGUGUAUUCCCCACCCCGACCACCGACACCUUCGCCGACAGCGUGUCGAUACAGAUGAAGAACGACCCCGUGCUGCCCAAUUCCACCUGUUCAUUCUUGACAUACAGCAAACUUGAUCGUGUCUGGAAAGAGGACCUACAAGGAUGCCAGAAGCCGGUCUUCAACGACGAUGGCACGGUGACAUGUCAUUGUACCCAUCUGACGACAUUUGCCGUUAUAGGCAAGUACAACACGAGAGGGAAGCUACCAAAUGUCCUUCUGGCUUCGAUGGUUUUAUACUUGGUUCUGAUAGCAGCGACCUUUUGCCUUCUACUUUAUGCAAAUAGAACAUUUGAAUCAGAUCGUGCCUCAAUAGUGCUGUGUUUCCUAGCAACCCUUUUAACCGGUCAUAUAACGCUUGUUGCAGGAGUCUACGCAAUAGAUAACAUGGAUGCCUGCCGCGCAGUAGCCUUACUCCUCCAUUACUUUCAGCUGUCUUACUCCUUCUGGAUGCUGGCCCAAGCUGUGCAAAUAGUGCUGAAGAUGACGUACAAGACGACAGAAUCCGGCACGGUUGCUCAGUUUUUAGCCCUGGGGUGGAUCACGCCGUUGUUUGUCGUUGCCGGCACAGCAGGGAUUUAUGUUGAAAGCUACGGCCGAGGCAACUACUGUGCACUUCCCCUUGGCUCGGGAAUUUCGUAUGCAAUCAUUACCCCCGUGGCACUAAUUGGAUUCACAAAUUUUGUAUGCUUAUUCUACGCAUUUUACUGCUACUACGGUUUAAAGAAAACCGACAAAAAGUGCCUUGGCUACAUGAGCAGAAUCUUACCCAACAUCCGUGCAUGCUUGAUAGUUCUCCCACUUGAGAUCUGCGAGUGGGUAUUUUCCGCCUUGUCCAUUGAGUACGAGGAUGUCAUCUUUGAUGUCUUCUGGAUACUCUCUGCUCUAGCAAUGAGUAUACUCAUUCUGCUCUUCUACGGGAUUAGCAGUUCGGAGGUUGUGGAGGAAUAUGAGAAGCAUUUUGGACCCUGCUGCUGGCAGCACAAGAAGAGCUCGGCGGUCAGGGACUCGCCCCGGCCGGGCUGGCGAGACGAGAUCAGCCAGAUCAGCCAGUACCGGGAGGCCAGCUCCAUCCUGAGAGACAUGGACAGCACGGCCACGGUGACGGGGGCAAACGGCACCACCACUGAUGGCCGAGGAGGCAACAGCGCCGUGGCGGGCUGCAGCGGCAUCAACAACGGCGGGCUGGAAGUGGAUGACGUGCUGGCUCAUGGCCGAGAGCUCAACGACGUCUCGGGCUCCAACCACCUUGCGUCCAGCCUCUCCUCCUCCUUCAUGUUAAAGACCAAACUCAAGGUGUUCCCACUCCGCAAGAACCAACAGCCCCCGUCCACGGGGGCCCAGUCACCGUCGGCCGCCAGGCAGGGCCAGGACAACCACAGAUGACAAACAUUCGACACCUCGUCAGCGCCGCGCUCCAUAACCAACCAUGCUCCAAAGAGGGCGCCGUCACCCUCGUCAUCGCCAUCGUUAUCAACAGUGCCACCAAAGACGGUGUCCUUCCAGCUGCAGCCAAUCAUCAUCCAGGAAAGGGAGAACGUCAAGACCGAGGUGUCUGUUUAUGCAAAUCUAUAGAAUUUCUUUUUUUGGAG